AUGGCUCAAAAUCGGCAUUGGGAACAAGACAAAGAUGCCACCGUCUACAUAGGCAACAUAGACGAGCGCGCCGACCCAGCCAUGGUCUACGAGAUCAUGCUCCAGAUGGGCCCCAUCCACAACAUCCACAUGCCGCGCGACCGCGUAACCCAGAACCACCAGGGCUUCGGCUUCGUCGAGUUCCGUACGCCCCUCGACGCCGAAUACGCUGCCAACGUCAUGAACGGCGUCAAGCUCUACGGGAAAUCCCUGCGCGUCAAUAAGGCGUCCGCCGACAAGCAGAAGCAAGCCGAGGUGGGAGCCGAGCUGUACAUCGGGAACCUAGACCCCGGGGUCGACGAGAAGCUUUUGUACGAUACGUUUUCGAGGUUCGGGCCGUUGUUGUCGAUACCGAAGGUGGCGAGGGAUGAUUCCGCCCAGUCUAAGGGUUUCGGGUUUGUUUCGUACGCCGACUUCGAGAGCUCGGAUGCAGCGAUUGCCAAUUUGAAUGGGCAGUAUAUUCUCAGCAAGGAGGUUUCGGUGCAGUACGCUUUCAAGAAGGACGGUCGCGGAGAGAGGCACGGUGAUGACGCGGAGAGAGAACUUGCGAAACAGGCCAAGAAGCGUAAUCUCGUCCCCGAAGCCGCUGCUAUCCCCGCCGCUUUCCUCAACGCCCCGCCUGCGGCUCCUGCACCCGCUGCUGUCCCUCAGAUCCCCUCCCGCCUCCCGGCCGCGGCUCCCGCUGCUGGCUUCGACGCUUCCUCCAUGCCCAGCGCGCCGGGAAUUCCAGCUGGCAUGCCUCCCCCACGCAUACCAGCUGGUUUCAACGUCCCCUCGCGGGGUGGCCCGCCUCCUCCUGGUUUCCCGGCCCCCAUACCAGGCCACCCACAAGCAAUUCCUCCGCACGGCUUGCAAGCAGGCCGUGGUGCCACUGUUCUCCCUCCCGCGCCGUCGGGUCUCCCUGCGCGUCCUCCGCAGGGCCAGAGAGGUUACACGAACCCCGCGGACUUCCACCCCGGUUCGUAUCGUACUCCUCCCCCGGGAGGGGCUGCUGCUCCGCCACCACCACCUGGGUUCACCCCGCCUCCCGGGUUCGGUCCGCCUGGCACCGCUCCUGGUGCUCCUCCCGGUGCGCCGCCUGGGUUCAUGCCACCGCCUCCUGGGUUUCAACCACCUCCGGGCUUUUCACGGAGGUAA
Molecule: messenger RNA, 1176 nt
Organism: Scedosporium apiospermum
Lineage: Eukaryota; Fungi; Ascomycota; Sordariomycetes; Microascales; Microascaceae
Product: Splicing factor 3b subunit 4
Exons: 2
Coding region: 1-1176 (391 amino acids)
Biological process (GO): positive regulation of mRNA splicing, via spliceosome
Cellular component (GO): U12-type spliceosomal complex; nucleolus
Molecular function (GO): RNA binding
Source: RefSeq, a predicted model, not a curated record